Molecule: messenger RNA, 468 nt
Organism: Symbiodinium sp. CCMP2456
Lineage: Eukaryota; Dinophyceae; Suessiales; Symbiodiniaceae
Source: the annotation of a GenBank genome assembly
AUGGCAGAUCAUCCGUGCCAGCCGUGCCAGCAUGCAGCUAGCCUUAGAAAUGAGGCGCAAGAGCCCUGGGUCGCACUGGCAAAGGCUUGGUCUGGUUUGGCAUGGAAGCUGCGGUUGCCAGUCGCACUUCGGUGCUUCCUGGCUGGCCUGACGAACCAGACCGUUGUGCUACGAGCGUGCCAGCUUCCCAAGAAUCGCAAAGUUCACCGACGGCUCAAGCACGUCUUGUCGGUUGCAGCACCAUGCCCCCGCGACCGAAGGAGCCAGGGCACUUUCCGAGUGGUUGAGGGAGGCGCAGCAGGGGACACAUGCCUCGUCCAGACCACCCUGGGCGGCCUGGCCCACAACACGGAAGCGACUGUGCGUGGGCGUCAAUCUGUGAAGAGGGCCCUGCAUCUGCAAGCACAGAGUUUCUUGUCCAAGCAGUUGCACGAAUGCAAGCCACCGGGCCGGCAAGGUCUGCUGUGA